Molecule: messenger RNA, 1795 nt
Organism: Mucor mucedo
Lineage: Eukaryota; Fungi; Mucoromycota; Mucoromycetes; Mucorales; Mucoraceae
Exons: 8
Coding region: 38-1507 (489 amino acids)
Molecular function (GO): protein binding
Source: RefSeq, a predicted model, not a curated record
CAGUCCCCCUUUUUCUCUUUUUACUUUUUUUUUUAAAAUGAUAAUUACAACAGAUAAAAGAGUUCUGGUCCGAAACUUUCUAGAUAAAAAAGACUGGAGAAUUUAUAUAGCCGUGGUGAUAGGUAUUACACUUGCAGGAACUGGAACUGCUUUUCUACUCUCAAGGAAUAUUCAAUAUUUUCGAAAACCCAAGAGAAGAGUUUCAACCCAAAAAUUACAUGAUGAAUCAACUGGUACCUAUGAAACCAUGACAGACACAAUUAUAUCCGUCAUGACGGCAGAGCAACGUUUAGCAGCCUCCAAUGUAUUAAAAUCAAGGGCAGAUACCGCCUUCAACCAUAAGAAUUACAAAGAGGCAAUCCGAUUAUAUACCCAAGCAAUUCGAUUUAAAGCCGACCCAGUGUUUUAUUCCAACCGAGCAGCAUGUUAUGCCAACAUGGAAAUGCAUGAUAAAGUGUUGGAAGAUUGUGAUGUGGCUCUCUUGUUAAAUCCUACCUAUACAAAAGCUUUGAGUCGUCGUGCACAAGCCCUUGAACGAAAAGGAGACUUGGCCGAAGCUUUGUUUGAUUACACGUCCGUGUGUAUCUUUGAAGGCUUCAAGAAUGAACAUAAUAGGAAAUCCAUGGAAAAAGUAUUAAAAAAAAUAUCGGAAUUAAAGGCAAAAGAGUUGUUAAAGACAAAGCAACCUAGAUUACCUUCUCCUACAUUUGUAACUGCUUACCUUGACUGUUUUCAUCCAGAAUCCGGUACAAGUAUACCCUCCACAACAGACAUACAAAGUGGUGACGCCUAUUAUGCAAAAGCAAGAAGAGCUAUCGCUGAAAAAAACUACUACGAGGCAUUGGACGAUUGUGAAAGAGCUCUGGUAUUGGGUUGCUCUCCACACUACAUUGCAUCCGCUCUAAAUUUAAAGGGGACGUUGGUCUUCUUAAAGGGCGAUGCUGAAGAAGCAUUGCAAUGUUUCAAUCAAUCCAUCGAAUUAGACCCUUCCUACGUACAAAAUUACAUUAAAUGCUCCAAUAUAUUCAUGGAAAGAGGGGACAUACAAGGUGCCCUACGACACUUUGAACAAGCCAUCUCUAUCAAUCCCGUAGACCCCGAUAUCUACUAUCACAGAGGACAAGUGUAUUACAUUAGUGGAAGUUACAAGGAAGCAAUCAAUGAUUAUGAAAGAUGUAUACAAAUUGAACCAACAUUUGUGUAUGCCCAUAUUCAAUUGGCCGUCACACAAUACAAACUUCAUUUAAUCGCAAGAGCCAACCAAACAUUCCAAGAAACCAUCAAGGCAUUUCCAUUAUCAUCCGAAGCACAUAAUUACUAUGGAGAGAUAUUGGCUGACCAAGGAUGUAUAGAGGAACCCAUCGAGUUAUUUGACAAGGCCAUGUCUCUGGAUCCAAAAAAUCCUUUGCCUUAUAUCAACAAGGCCAUGAUCAAAUAUCAGAAUCUCAAUGACGUGGAAGAAGCGAUUAAUUUAUGCAAAAGUGCCUUGGAAGGUAUUUUUUUUUAACAUGUGCAGAUGUGUGUGUGAGAGAGAGAGAGAACUUUGUUGCUAAUUCUUUUCGGGAGUAUGUAGCUGACCCUGCUUGUGAUGCAGCGGUUGCUUCACUAGCCCAAAUGUAUCUUGAACAAGACAGACAUACGGAAGCUUUACCGUAUUAUGAAAAAGCGAUUGAUCUAGCUCGAACCGAGGCUGAACUUCAACUGGCGGUGUCUUAUGUGGAAGCAACCAAAAUGCAAAUCAGAUUUACAAAGGCGUAUCCCAACGCAGCAUCCAAGUUAACAACACUGAAAUAAG